Messenger RNA from Papilio xuthus (Asian swallowtail), 630 nucleotides. Its product is annotated as bifunctional glutamate/proline--tRNA ligase-like. The transcript is spliced from 4 exons. Lineage: Eukaryota; Metazoa; Arthropoda; Insecta; Lepidoptera; Papilionidae. Gene Ontology annotation, molecular function: aminoacyl-tRNA ligase activity; ATP binding. The annotation marks the transcript as partial. The record is from RefSeq and is a predicted model, not a curated record. Gene Ontology annotation, biological process: tRNA aminoacylation for protein translation.
UUUAUGUAUUACUAUCAGGAUUGGAAACCAGCAGCUCAGAACAAACAGAGCCCUGCGCCUGCGCCUGCGCAGAAUAACUCACAGACAGAUUCUGUAUCCGCUGCCAUUACAGCGCAGGGUGACAAGAUACGAACACUCAAAGCGGCUAAGGCCGAGAAGACAGUCAUUGACGUAGAGGUUAAAAAUUUGCUGAACCUAAAAGCGCAGUACAAAGCAAUUACUGGCAAAGAUUGGGCACCGAGCGCGGCCGCUCCGCAACAAGAUACCAAGAAAACUGAUAAUAAAAAGCAAACAACCGCUUCGGCCAACGGAGACAUGGAUAAGGCAGCCAUUUUGUCAGCGGACAUCGCACGUCAGGGUGACCGCGUUAGAGAAUUAAAAACUAACAAAGCUGAUAAGGCUACAAUCGAUGCAGAAGUAAAGAAGCUUCUAGAACUAAAAGCGCAGUACCAGACAGAGACCGGAUCCGCUUACGUAGCACCAACCCAGCCGAGAGAGACCAAGCCCAAAGACAAGAAGCCCAAAGAAGAGAAGAAAGAUAAACCCAAAGAUGAGAAGAAGGAUAAACCUAAAGAAGAGAAAAAGGAUAAACCUAAAGAAGUAAAGAAAGAACCUAAAACGAAGGAACCU